CCCAAAGCAUUGCAGGCAAUGUGGGGUCUAAGAAAUGAAAUGUGAUAGAAAAUAAGGUUAGAAAAGGCUAAACAUCAUACCUCAUUCUUUCCAAUUUCCAUUUAUUCAACUUCUCCCAGUUUAAUCCAACUCUUAAAUUUCGAAAAUCCCUUGUAUUCUUUCACCUUCAAAAGGGGAAAAAUGGUUUUCCAAAGUGAAGGAGCUGAAACUGAAAGUAGAUCCACUAAACAACAAAGCGAGCUAAGGGUUAACGAAGAUAGCAAUAUUGAAGCAAUAGAAGAAGAGUGGUUGAACCUGAGACUCGGUGGGAACUCAAUACCAGCACCUGGAGACUGCGAAUCGGCUUCAGACCCUCAGUUAAGACCAUCAGUUCCUUCCAAGGUUUUCUCCUGCAACUUUUGCAGGAGAAAGUUUUAUAGUUCACAAGCCUUGGGUGGCCACCAAAACGCCCACAAACGAGAGAGAGGUGCAGCCAGAAGAUACCAGUCCCAGCGGAUGAUGAUGAUGAUGGGUCUGCCGAUGAGCAAUCACGUUGUUCGAUCACUUGGUGUCCGACCACAUUCACUUGUGCACAAAUCAAGCAGAGAUGGAGCUGUUGCUGCUGCUGCUGCAAGUGUAGGGAGAUUUAAUGAUACAUAUGCAGUGCAGUUUACAGUUGAUGACGGAAUGGAUUUUGUGUGGCCAGGCAGUUUCCGUUUGGAUCCUCGACCACCCGAACCACCACCAGAACCAGCCAAGCUUGACUUGAAUCUUCGACUCUAAUUCAUCUGUCUACUCUCCUGUCCAAGUUUAGAUAUCUCUUGUAAACUACGGAUUAUUGUUGGCAUAGCUUUUAAGAUCAGUUGUAUUUUACUGUAAACAUAAUGUUAAAACAGAUAUUUUCUCGUC
Gossypium arboreum is the source of this 888-nucleotide messenger RNA. RefSeq names its product zinc finger protein 7-like. The record is from RefSeq and is a predicted model, not a curated record. The transcript has a single exon. Bases 181 to 762 code for a protein of 193 amino acids. NCBI's taxonomy places the organism in Eukaryota, Viridiplantae, Streptophyta, Magnoliopsida, Malvales, Malvaceae.